This is a messenger RNA of Radiomyces spectabilis, 882 nucleotides long. RefSeq names its product FtsJ-like methyltransferase-domain-containing protein. Gene Ontology annotation, biological process: cytoplasmic translation; tRNA methylation. Gene Ontology annotation, cellular component: cytoplasm. The record is from RefSeq and is a predicted model, not a curated record. Bases 1 to 882 code for a protein of 293 amino acids. The transcript has 10 exons. NCBI's taxonomy places the organism in Eukaryota, Fungi, Mucoromycota, Mucoromycetes, Mucorales, Radiomycetaceae. Gene Ontology annotation, molecular function: tRNA methyltransferase activity.
AUGGGCAAAUCCUCCAAAGACAAACGCGAUGUGUACUAUCGCUUAGCCAAAGAACAAGGUUGGCGAGCUCGCAGUGCUUUUAAAUUGCUGCAAUUGGACGAGGAAUUCAACUUGUUCGACGGCGUUCAGCGCGCGGUGGAUUUGUGUGCUGCCCCGGGCAGUUGGUCUCAAGUAUUGACCAAAAAGCUGAGUGAGAAUCGCGAGAAAAGUCAGCAACCCACCGAACCCAAGAUUGUGGCGGUGGAUUUGCAAGCCAUGGCUCCCUUGGAAGGUGUCAUUCAAUUGCAAGGCGAUAUCACCAAAAAGUCCACUGCAGAACAGAUCAUCUCUUAUUUUGAAGGUGAACUGGCUGAUAUCGUUGUAUGUGAUGGUGCUCCUGAUGUCACGGGACUGCACGACAUGGAUGAAUACAUUCAAGCACAAUUGCUGUUGGCCGCUCUUAAUAUCACGACCCAUGUCUUGCGUCCCGGCGGCACGUUUGUAGCGAAAAUCUUCCGCGGAAAGGAUAUCACUCUGCUCUACUCGCAAUUGAAAAUUUUCUUCCCCACCGUCACCUGCAGCAAACCUCGUAGUUCCCGUAACUCAAGUAUAGAGGCUUUCAUUGUCUGUCAAGAUUACACACCUCCUCAGGAUUACACGCCUACCAUGGCGAAUCCUUUGCUUGAUAUGCAAUAUGAUGAUAUGAACGAACUCACGGGACCUAACCGAACCAUUGUUCCCUUCAUUGCCUGUGGUGAUCUAAAUGGAUAUGAUGCGGAUCGCACUUACCCUUUAAAUACAUCCUAUACAUCACUUGAUCCUUUGCAACCACCUAUCACCGCACCUUACAAAACAGCCAUGCAACUGAAACGUAGCAACUUUUACAACACCGUUUCAAAAUAA